ACUUCCUCGCAAGACGCUCUCGCGGUGACGCUGGAUGGAGAGUUACUAACCGCCGCGUCGCAGCGACGAUUGUAUGUACAGUAUUAGUUAUUAUCCUGAAGAGCUUACUACUAUGGUUCGUUUGAGAUUGCGACCAGUGCAUAGGAGACUGGACGAAACGCUCUGGUGCAUAGUCGGUGUCUUCUCAAGGUAGCGUAUCUUCCGUGUUCGUUGGAGAUAAGAAUCGUUCCGCAUAAGCCCCGGCUUGAUUUCAGAUGUAUUUUGAGUCGACUUAAAACAAACCCGCACAAGCCAGGUAAACUUUGAGUAGUCGAGUCGACCUUUGAGGCGCCUCGGACCUGCACUAAGCAGCAUUGUUUGGCGCUUAGGACUCCACCUAGCAGAAUCGACUCGGAUCCACGUACUUAACUAAGACUCGCAACCCCGAACUUGACGAAGACUCGCAUCCCCGAACUUAGCUAAGAGGAGUCGAUGAAGAUGGCGUCGGAGAACCCCACAACUGCCCGAGCAGCUGCUGCGUUGAGAGGAACAGACCAAGACGCAGACGCGCAGGUGCCUCGGCUUAGACGAAACCACGACACUGCCGCCGCGACUGGCGCUGCUGCUGCCACGCAGGCGCAGACACAAGGACAAGCGCAGCAGGCGCAGUCUCGGGCUCGGGCCCAGGCUCGGGCUCAAGGCCAGGCGCAGGACCGGGCGCAGGGGCAGGCGCUACCAGUGCGCCAGCAGCAGGGGGGAGGGGGAGGGGCAAGAGGAGCGGACGGAAGCGGCGGGCAGGCUGAAUUGCUGACACCUUUGGGCGAUUUACCCUCCGAAAAUGCCGCUUCUGGUGGCGCGAUAUCUUAUGGGAACGAGGAGGAGGGGGGAGACGGGGGAGGGGGCGGGGGAGAGGGGGGAGACGGGGGAGAAGGGGGGGAGGAUGAGUAUUAUGAUGAGGAUGAGGAGGAGGAAGACGAUGAGGGGGAGGAGGGGGGGCAGGCGGGGGGGAGGGGAGGGGGAGGAGGAAGGUCGGGAGAAGGUGGUGGGGGAGGGGGAGGUGGUACUGGGGGAGUGAGGCGGAGAGGGGGAAGCACGGCUGAAAGGGAGCAUAAGAGACUAAGGAGGCUGCUCCGCAACAGGGUGUCAGCGCAGCAGGCCAGAGAGCGGCGCAAAGUGUACCUUUCAGAGUUGGAGGGGCGGGUCUCGCAGCUGGACCAGCGGAACGCUGAGCUAAAAGAAACACUUAGCACCUUGCAACGAGAGAACUUCAUGCUAAGACAGGUGGCCCGCAACACAGCUCACGCAACCGAAGCUAACCAAUUUGACAUGGCCUGAGGAACCUACAGCCUGGCUCGUAUUUCUUUCCCACACAUGUACAUGUAACCCGUGCAUGCUCCAGAAGGGUGUCCUCUUAUUUACACGAAAUCGACGUUUUGAUUAGCGUUUAGGGGGAUUAGUGUAGGCUCAUCUUUUGAUUCAUUGACGGGGUUGGAAAGGUCUAGAAAGUGCAUUGCCUCUCCCACGGAGGGCCGAGCCACCACCCAUCACCCCUCAGCAGAAAUGGUUACAGUGAC
Closterium sp. NIES-67 is the source of this 1553-nucleotide messenger RNA. Lineage: Eukaryota; Viridiplantae; Streptophyta; Zygnematophyceae; Desmidiales; Closteriaceae. The record is from the annotation of a GenBank genome assembly.